AUGGUCUACUCACUCGGUUAUCGUCGACCUCCUCACGUCACGGCCGACUCAGCCCGUGCGUCACUCUACGGGGAUGAGAAACCAAAAUCCGUCGGCGAGUCCACAAUUGGCUCGCAGGGCUCUGGUGUCAUUUCUGGCAUUCCAGAGGCAUUGUCGUUCGAUCGUAUCAUCUCAGGCGGUACUUGCCCACCAUGCACGACUCGAGAUUUCAUGAACUAUCUCAUCUACAUCGAGCAUGCGGCUGAGAACCUACAAUUCUUCCUUUGGUACAAGGAUUACGCUAAACGUUUCACUUCUCUGCCUUCGAGCGAGCAAUCUCUGGCCCCUAUGUGGACUGAGGACGAGACCGAGAACAAGGAGCACAAGCCAAAGCAGAACAUCAGCCCGGAGACCGCCGCUGUAUUCAAAGGAACCGACUUCGCCCCCGUGACAAGCGUGAAUGAGGUUGGCAAGAACCCCUUCAACACACCACCACGGACACCUAGGGGUGACAAUGAGAGCAUGGCUGCUUCGGAAGCGGCCUGGAGCGAGGGGGCUUCGACAUUGAAUGUGAGCCGGACUACCGGUCAGCAGUCUCAUCACAAACAAGCGGCGGACGCCUUUGAGACGGCCGACUUGAAGUGGCAGCCAUUCACAAUUCAGCCAUUCCGAGAAGAGAUCGCCCGCAUCAUCGCCAGCUACGUUGCAGAUGGAGGACCACGACAGCUCAAUCUUUCGUCCAAAGAACGUCAGGCUUUGCUGCACGCUCUCACCAACACGACCCAUCCUUCCGCCUUCCGAAAAGUUGUUCACACUGUCGAAUGGUCACUUCGCCACCAAGCUCAUCCUAACUUCAUUCGGUGGACCAUCUGCAAUGGUAAUCGGCCUCGUGUCGUCUUUGCUCGGGGACUUGGUGUUGCCACAAUUUCACUAGGUAUCAUUGCAGCCAUCAUCAUCAUUCUGAGUGGUGCUGGACGGGCGUGGAGAGCGUUUACCGCAAUUUUGUUCGUCAUUGGUAUCGCAACUCUCAUUGCAGCUUGGAAAGGGAUGUGUGUGGUUCUCCACGGUAUGCAUCAUCGCCAUCUCCGCCCAUGGGAGUUGUUCGCUAGCCCAGAUGAUGAAUCAUCUACUUCCUACGAUAUGUCCCAGUCUUCCUUUGACACUCUCGGCACCUCCAAUAGCUACGAAGACGAGCCAUGGGUCGCCCGGUACGACAAGCGCAACCUUGUCCGCAAGGUCUUCGACCGCGAAGUCUGGAUUCAAGAACCUGCUCUCCGCCAGAUCCAGGACACCAUCUUCCUGCAAGCUAUGGGUGGAGCACUCCUGAUCUCUGCGGUCUGUGUCGGCAUCUUCGUCGCUAUCCCGGGGGUCAACUUGUUCUAA
This is a messenger RNA of Bacidia gigantensis, 1362 nucleotides long. RefSeq lists its product as uncharacterized. The coding region runs from base 1 to 1362 and encodes 453 amino acids. The record is from RefSeq and is a predicted model, not a curated record. The transcript has 4 exons. Lineage: Eukaryota; Fungi; Ascomycota; Lecanoromycetes; Lecanorales; Ramalinaceae.